This is a messenger RNA of Orycteropus afer afer, 771 nucleotides long. Its product is annotated as lysine-rich coiled-coil protein 1-like. The record is from RefSeq and is a predicted model, not a curated record. The transcript has a single exon. The coding region runs from base 1 to 771 and encodes 256 amino acids. NCBI's taxonomy places the organism in Eukaryota, Metazoa, Chordata, Mammalia, Tubulidentata, Orycteropodidae.
AUGAAGCAUUCAAAGAAAACAUAUGACUCUUUCCAAGACGAACUUGAAGAUUAUAUAAAAGUGCAGAAAGCCAGAGGCUUAGAGCCAAAGACUUGUUUCAGAAAAAUGAGAGAGAACUAUUUGGAAACCUUUGGGUACAAAGAAGAGGGUGAUUCCAGACCCACAUACAGAAUGUCUAAUCAAACACUCCCAUCUGAAACCAUUCAGACUUACCCAAGGUCAUACAAUGUUCCACAAACAUUGGAAAACCGCUUACCUCAGCGGCUACCAGUUCAUGACAGCAGACUGAGAUUAGAUUCUCCAGGCUACUGUCAACUCAUGAGGGACUAUACCUCAGAAAAACCAGUACCCCUGCACCAUAGUCAGCAAGAAUAUAAUUGUGGCUCAUACAGUGGAGAAUCUGGAAUUUACGAGCACUUCUCCUCAGAAAACAGUACCAGUGCCUAUCAAGCCAGUCAUAAACAGAUACACCAGAGGAGAAAAAGACACCCUGAGGAAGGCAGAGAAAAACCAGAGGAGGAGAGGCCCAAGCAUAAGAAGAAGAAAAGUGAGGAAAUGGAUUUAGACAAACACCAGAGCAUCCGAAGAAAGAAAACAGAGGUGGAAACAGUCAGUGACAGUACCGAAAAGCUUAAGAAUCGAAAGGAGAAGAAAAGUCGAGAUAUAUCCUCUAAGAAAGAGGAACGUAAGCGUAGAAAAGAAAAAAAGGAUCAAGGCCAAGAAAGGACAGAGGAGGAAAUGCUGUGGGACCAGUCUAUCCUUGGGUUUUGA